Messenger RNA from Clonostachys rhizophaga, 1503 nucleotides. The record is from the annotation of a GenBank genome assembly. NCBI's taxonomy places the organism in Eukaryota, Fungi, Ascomycota, Sordariomycetes, Hypocreales, Bionectriaceae.
AUGACGGCGGGAAAGGCACCCAGCAUUCUCGGUUUGGAAGACCCAAGCAUUUUCAAAGACCAAGCCUACAUCAACGGAGAGUGGGCAGAAGCAAAAUCGGGCAAACGAUUCGAGAUCAUUGACCCUGGUACCGGAAAGCCUUGGGCCACUUGUACAGAUGCGGCCGCUGAAGAUGUCGAAAACGCCGUUCAAACCGCUUACGAUGCCUUCCUGAAGUACCGAACGGUCAAUCCCCGACAGCGUGCCGAUAAGCUUGCCAAGUGGGACGCCUUGAUUCGAAAACAUAAAGAAGACCUCGCCAGAAUCCUCGUCUAUGAGACUGGAAAGCCGCUUGCUGAGGCUCUUGGCGAAGUCGAGUACGCGGCAUCGUUUACGAGAUGGUUCGCCGGCGAGGCAGAGAGGAUUCAAGGGACGACCUUUACGCCCUCUAUUCCUGGCCGUCGUGUAGUAACCAUCAAGCAGCCCGUUGGUGUGACGGCUGCUCUGGUUCCGUGGAAUUUUCCUAUUGCCAUGAUCCUGCGAAAAGCUGCCACUGCGCUAGCGGCCGGGUGUACAAUGAUUGUCAAGCCUUCACCGGAGACUCCCUUGUCUGCACUGAGUCUGGCGCAUCUGGCAGAGCAAUCUGGAUUUGAAAAAGGUGUAUUGAGCGUGUUGCCCACUACUCUUGCCAAUACCCCAUCUCUGAGCGAAGCUCUUUGCAAACAUCCGCUGGUCAAGAAGGUUUCAUUCACCGGCUCGACCCGUGUCGGAAAGCUACUUGCUGCCCAUUGCGCCGAUACGUUGAAGAAGCUCACCCUCGAGCUUGGCGGUAAUUGCCCAUUCCUCAUCUUCGAUGAUGCCAAUUUGGACCAGGCUGUAGAAGCUCUGAUGCCGCUCAAGUUUAGACAUGCUGGCCAAGCUUGCAUCACAGCCAACCGAAUCUACGUUCAACGAGGCGUGUACGAGAAGUUCUCCAACUUGGUUGCCGAGCAUGUGGGCCGAUUGCGAGUCGGCCAUGGUAUCGACAAAGAGACAACAAUGGGACCUCUUACCGUUCCAGCCGGACUGGAUAAGGUCGCCAGCCAAAUCAAGGACGCUACAGAACUAGGCGCCAAGGUGCUCACUGGUGGAAAACGCAUUGAGAAAGAUGGAGGCUACUAUUUUGAGCCAACAGUCAUCAACGAGGUGACCUCAAAGAUGAAAGUGGCCAACGAGGAGACAUUUGGACCGUUGCUGGCUCUACUGCCGUUUGACACCGAAGAGGAGGCAGUCCUCAAUGCCAAUAACACAUCUAUGGGACUGGCGUCAUAUUUCUUUACUAAGAAUAUUGACAGGACGUGGAGGUUACUCGAAAACCUUGAGGCUGGCAUGAUUGGAAUGAACACUGGAAACGCUUCCGCUGCUGAAUCACCAUUUGGCGGUAUCAAGGACUCCGGCUUUGGCAAGGAGUCUGGGAAAGACGUUGCCAUCAACGAGUACCUCAUCACUAAGACCGGCACACUGACCCUGGAAGGACAGUACUAA